UAUUCUCAUUCUCAUUUAAAUACUCACCCAAAAACGAAACAAUGUUUCGCCUUUGCCUUACGAAUUUCUCGCUGAUUUCUCGCCGUAAUAUUGGGCUGUCGGCAGCAAGGCGCUACAAGGAUCCCAUCUAUGAGAUCUUUUUGGAUAAAGUGCGCGAAUAUCGCCUGAAGAGUCCCACUGGAAAGCCUCUCGAUGCGGGUCCAGAGUUCGAGCAGGAACUAAAUGAGACUUUGGAGCGUUUGGCAUUGAAAUUUGGUGGCGGGGAUGGCGUCGAUAUGUUGGAGUUUCCCAAAUUCAAGGAGCCUGAGGUAACACUAGAUCCAUUGUCCAUUUUUGCCAAGCCGAAAGAAGAGACAGAGAAAAGCGAGGAAUCAAAGGAAGUGAAGAAUGGAGACAAAAAGCAGGAAAAUAAGGCAAAAGAUCAGCAGAAAAGAAAGGAAACAAAGGGGAAAGAUCAGCAGAAGGCAAAGGAAGCAAAGGGGAAAGCAAAGGGACACAAAGGCCACAGCUAAAGACAAAAACUAAGGACACAAAGCCCAAAGAUGACCGGAAAAAGUAGGCGAAGGAAAAUGCCAAUUUCUUUAGUGUUAAACUUUCGUUUCUGUUAUUUUUAAUCAAAAUUUCAAUUAAAUUGUUCCACUGU
Messenger RNA from Drosophila subobscura, 643 nucleotides. It is a transcript of the gene ATPsynCF6L, whose product is annotated as ATP synthase-coupling factor 6, mitochondrial. NCBI's taxonomy places the organism in Eukaryota, Metazoa, Arthropoda, Insecta, Diptera, Drosophilidae. Gene Ontology annotation, molecular function: proton transmembrane transporter activity. Bases 42 to 512 code for a protein of 156 amino acids. The transcript is spliced from 2 exons. The record is from RefSeq and is a predicted model, not a curated record. Gene Ontology annotation, biological process: proton motive force-driven ATP synthesis.